AUGCUGCGCUCGCCUGUCACGCUCUCGCCAGAGCGAACCGCCUCGCGCUCCCCAGUCCCCCCGCGUCACUCCUUUGAUGACGAAUUCGACCGCCCAGGCUCCUCUGGAAGUGAUGCCUCCUCGGUGAUCUCGAAUGCGACGGCCAUCUCAGCAUUCCAAACGACCCGCUACAACCCCGGGACCUCCUCCCCUCGACCGACUCUCCGCUCACCUCUCCCUUCCAACAACGGCAUUUCCGGCCUCGUGAUACCCCCCGCGCGUUCGCCCACCUCCUUCAUGCCGCAUCAUGACUCUAGCAGAAAGCCGUCGGGGCGAGUCCACCCGUCGGAUCUGCAUAAGCGCUCACGUCACCACUCGCAGGGGUUCUUCGAGCCCUCUCUACCAACCGCAUCGACAACCGACGCCACGCUCUCAGCCUCAAGGAUCGCUGCCCAGGCGGCUAUGCUGAGCCAGCAGCAUUCUGCUGUACAACAACCCUCUAAACGAACAGUGCAUGGACACGGCUCAGACGAUGGCUCGGUCUCACCCCCUCCGCCGCCGCCCACAACUUCGCAAAUACCGCCAAGACCAGGAUCUUCCACGGGUCAGCAUCUACAGAAUACGGGGCAAGGUGUAGGCCAGGCUGCUGCAACAACGGCAGCAAACCAUGUCUUUCCGCGGAUGCCGCCGCCGGGAAUGGAACAUGCGCUCCCUGAGCGGGAGCACAGGCACAAAGGCGAGAAGUCCAAGAUGAAGCUCUUUUCAAAGCCCAAGCAUAUUGUUAUUGGUCGCGAUAAAGAUGUGAAGGACAAGGCGCUUCCGUCGCCGAACAAGAUGGGUGGACUAACUCGGAUCGUCAGUGCUUCUACGACCAGCCUGGCAGACACGUUUCCUUCAAAUAACUCGUCUAUGUACAGCUUGUCGAAUGCUUCAGCGAGCACCGUUGUACCGGCUGAUAAACCCCCAGCGGUCCCUGAGAAAGACAAGGAGAAGGAGAAGGAUAAGGACAAGGCACAUCGACAUCAUCAUUUCUUAUCGCGACAGAAAUUGAAAUUGAAAGAUCUGAAGGAUAGAGACGACCAUUUUAACCUCCCCCUCUCGUCUGCGUCAAGCAAUUCCAGACCGUCAGAUCCAAAUGCUCCUCAGUCCCUCUACUCCUUUACACCGGCGUCUCCGAGUGCCACGACCACUACCUUUGGCAAGUCGGUAGGAGGGCUGGAUCUCCUUCACGGUGGACGAGCGCUUCGCGACAAGAAGAGGGAAGAAAAGGCGCUUGCAGAAACCGAGCCACCUGAAUGGCUGGUAAAUUCGACGAUGGCCGGUGCAGCAUCAGGAGGAUUUGCGGGUCCCUCAUCGCUUGGAAGCACGGGAGGCAUCCUCGCUGAAGCCGCCCUGCGCGAGACCUUACAAGGCUUUGGUCUCCACAAUAUGAGCCAUGAAGACGCAUGGGACUUUCUAAAGGCAAAGCUCUUAGUCAUCUUUGACGGCGAGAACGUGCGCAUUGCGAUCGAAGACCUCAAUAAGCUUGUUCUCAUCCAUAUUCAGCGCUGCGUGCAGAGACGUACGCCGACGGCUAUUGUUGACGAUUUGCGGGAGCUUCUUGAGGCCGGAUUUGCGACAUUGAACCAUACACUGAAUGGCGUUCCUGAUGAAAAAUUGGUUCCUCAUCUUGUGCAAAUCUGGAUGCUAGUGUUUGGGACUAUACUUCCAUUCAUCCAGGCUGUUUUCCUGCCCCUCGACCUCGAAUUCAAAGGAUGCGGGUCAGUGAUGAACUCUCGAGAAGCCAAAGAAUUCUGGAGUGUCGCUUUGGAAGGAGAAUACUGCGGGUGCGACCUCGAAGUUCGCAACCUCGUCCUCAUCGCAUUCCGCGACAUGGUCAUUAUGGCGCGCUACGACAGCCUCAAGGCUACUUUUUCCCGGCUCAGCCUCGACAACAUCAAACUUGGGACAUCCGCCUUAAGCGUAACAACAAAAAGCAGCAGCAACAGCGGUCGCCCCGCAACUGCUGCGUCACUUGAUGGCGGCUUCAGCAGCUACGGCUCGCAAUCCUCGACUCUCCUCAACACAGCCGGCAGUUACUCCUCCGACUCCCUAGGCUAUAACCGUAGCCGGGCAGCGUCCAACACAUCCUCAAACCCAGACCAGCUCAUCUUCCAAUCCUUCUCAUCUCCCACACAGCGGCCAACCAUCAUCCACCGUGCAAACACCGCUGAUACGUCGCAAGUCAUUACCGAGACAGUCGGCCGGAUGCUGCAAUGCGUGAGUGUCCUCGCAAGCGUCCAGACAAACGACGACUCGCAGGACAAAAUCGAGACGCUAAGCAAGGAUCUCAAACACAACUGGCUUGGUCGGGGUCGCACAGGCCGGGAUAGACGCGGGUUCGUCGGAACCAAGAUUCGCCCACCAAUUGUCACGAGAGCGGAUAGUGACGAGUCUGUGAAGGACGCCACCGCUGCCUUGGAUGGGUUGAAUCUCCAGCGUCAGGAAUUGAGCGUCUCAUAG
Messenger RNA from Aspergillus calidoustus, 2481 nucleotides. NCBI's taxonomy places the organism in Eukaryota, Fungi, Ascomycota, Eurotiomycetes, Eurotiales, Aspergillaceae. The record is from the annotation of a GenBank genome assembly.